Messenger RNA from Aspergillus aculeatus ATCC 16872, 459 nucleotides. RefSeq lists its product as uncharacterized. Lineage: Eukaryota; Fungi; Ascomycota; Eurotiomycetes; Eurotiales; Aspergillaceae. Bases 1 to 459 code for a protein of 152 amino acids. The record is from RefSeq and is a predicted model, not a curated record. The transcript has a single exon.
AUGGAGCACCACGGUUCAACUUUCCAAGGCCUCCCCCGCCCCGCCCCCGGCGACACCGACCUCGGCGAGGUCGACAUCCACGACAUCAACAAGGUCCUGCUCCUGCGCGUGCUCUACAACAACGCCCGCCUGGUCACCCCAAUCUCCCGGCCCUUCGACUUCGACCUCGCCCGCCAGGUCAUGGCCACCCCUAUCCUCACCACCGACCUGCCCGACGUCCGAUCCUGGCUCUCCAUCUCCACCUUCUGCGGCCGCGUCAUCGGCGUCGCCUUCACCAGGACCACCGCCCAGGGCUGGAUCUACGAUCAGCUGAAUGGGGCGGGUGCGUUCGAGCACGCGGUGCACCGCGCGAGGCAGUUGACCGGUGAGUCGGCUAGGUGGCUCGGGGGUGCGGUGCCAGAUCGGGAGAGGGAGUUGGAGGGGACGCCGCCGCCGCCGUAUCGUGAGAGGGAGAACUGA